This is a messenger RNA of Exophiala bonariae, 1725 nucleotides long. RefSeq lists its product as uncharacterized. The transcript has 2 exons. The record is from RefSeq and is a predicted model, not a curated record. Gene Ontology annotation, cellular component: endoplasmic reticulum. Lineage: Eukaryota; Fungi; Ascomycota; Eurotiomycetes; Chaetothyriales; Herpotrichiellaceae. Gene Ontology annotation, molecular function: sphinganine-1-phosphate aldolase activity; pyridoxal phosphate binding. Bases 1 to 1725 code for a protein of 574 amino acids. Gene Ontology annotation, biological process: sphingolipid catabolic process; carboxylic acid metabolic process.
AUGGGCUCCUCGCCGCUUCCCGUCAGCUUGCAGAGCAAGUUCCUAAAUUCCAAACCUGUUUCUCGUUUACGGGAUUAUCGAGGAAAUCUUGAUAUACUCCGGAACCUAGUGUUCUUCUUCUUCGUCCUCGGCAUCGUCCGGCGAUCGUUCUAUUUUCUACGCGGCCAUGGCCUCAUUGGCUCUAUCCUCCUUGGUGUUCACAAGGCGCACAAGUCCGCAUACAGGAUCUUCCUGAACCUGCCUGGCGUGCGGAGUCAGGUGGCCAAACAGUUGGCCGUGACUCGUAAAGAUCUCGAAGACAAGCUCGCACCUACGGGUCCCGGCACGACUCGAUACCUAACCCUCCCCAAGGAACCAUGGACAACCGAACAGCUUCGCUCCGAGUUGGAGACUCUCUCAUCGAUGAAGCGGACCAGAUGGGAAGAAGGGAAAGUAUCUGGCGCAGUCUACCAUGGUGAGAAGGAAUUAUUGGAUAUCCAAUUCGAGGCGAUGAGGAUGUUCAGUGUUGCGAAUCCUAUUCAUGCGGAUGUGUUCCCAGCUGUGCGGAAGAUGGAGGCUGAAGUGGUGGCAAUGGUGUUGGCUCUGUUCAAUGCACCCACCUCUGGCGCAGGAGCUACUACUUCUGGAGGCACCGAAUCCAUUCUCAUGGCUUGUCUCUCCGCGAGACAGAAGGGAUAUGCGGAGAGAGGCAUUAGAAACCCUGAGAUGAUCAUUCCGAGCACAGCGCAUGCGGCCUUCGCCAAAGCAGGUAGCUAUUUCGGUAUCAAGGUCCACCAAGUCGCUUGCCCGGCCCCCGAGUACAUGGUCGAUAUCCACCGUGUACGAAGACUGAUUAAUCCAAACACCAUCCUUCUCGUCGGAUCCGCACCAAACUAUCCUCAUGGCAUCGUCGACAAUAUUCCCGCGCUAUCCAGACUGGCCGUCUCCUACAAAAUCCCUCUCCACGUCGACUGCUGUCUUGGCUCAUUUCUCAUGCCAUCGUUGGCAAAGGCCGGGUUCCCUUCUCCCUGGGCAGAGGAAGGCGGAUUUGAUUUCCGACAGCCAGGUGUCACUUCCAUAAGUGUCGACACUCACAAGUACGGGUUCGCACCGAAGGGAAAUUCCUGUGUUCUGUAUCGCAACCGCCAAUUCCGAGAGUAUCAAUACUUCCUAGCUCCAGAUUGGUCCGGCGGAGUGUACGGCUCGCCAUCGAUAGCCGGGUCGCGACCAGGCGCCUUGAUAGCGGGAUGCUGGGCCAGCAUGAUGUCCGUAGGCGAGAAGGGCUAUGUCGAUGCAACACACAAGAUUGUGUCGACGAGGAUCACCAUUCAGAAUGCCAUCAACGAACACACGGAACUGAAAGAUGUCCUAUCUAUCAUCGGCGGCCCGCUCGUCAGUGUCGUGGCGUUCGAGUCAAAAGACCCUGCCAUCUCCAUCUAUGACAUUGCAGAUGCCAUGUCUAAAAGACACUGGCACUUAAAUUCCCUACAAUCCCCACCAGGUGUACAUGUCGCGGUCACGUUACCGAUGACGAAGCCCGGUGCUGUUGAUGGCUUGAUCGAUGAUCUGGUCGCGGUAGUCGUGGCUGAGAAGGAGAAGGCCGUCGAUCGAGUCAAGGCUGGUGGCCCCAUUGAAAAAGGUAAAGGCAACUCUGCUCAGCUCUAUGGUGUUGCGGGCAGUCUCCCUGAUAAGAGCAUUGUAGAGCAGAUCCUAGUCGCAUAUCUCGAUACCUUGUACAAGGCUUAA